Babesia sp. Xinjiang is the source of this 2229-nucleotide messenger RNA. RefSeq lists its product as uncharacterized. The transcript is spliced from 2 exons. The record is from RefSeq and is a predicted model, not a curated record. NCBI's taxonomy places the organism in Eukaryota, Apicomplexa, Aconoidasida, Piroplasmida, Babesiidae. The coding region runs from base 1 to 2229 and encodes 742 amino acids.
AUGGAGGUAGUGCUGUCGCUGUACCGGCGUUCUGUGGCUGCUGAUAUCAAAGAUACCCUGCAGCCAGCGAAUGCACAUACGCUGCAGCGUAUGCUUUACGAAAGCAGUGAUAUCUUUGGCCAAUUGUGCAAAUAUGACAACUUUCACCGCGCAUUUGGAGUCCCGCCUAAUCCCUGCGAGAACGUUUCGUUCAUCACUUUUUGGAAAGGUGUUGAGGACGUGAUAACGGGACCGGAGUCCGUGAUAGGUGGUACAAGCAGCAUCGAGCUUCAGAAGGCGUUAUUCGUCGAAGAUGCGCUGCUACGUAGUAUGCGAUAUUUCCGUGACGAACUACUUAAGCAGAGCUCGCCAAUGACGACAUCCGCUUUUUUUUCUGUCAUUGAGAACUGCGGCAGGAAUAGCGAGAUGGAGGAAUUUUGGUCGCGAGUCCGCGAAAAUUCACGUCACACUUUUAGCUGCGGUACUAUAGACACGAACGAAGUGUCUGAUAUGAUUUUUGGCCACUUAUGUCAGCGAUUUAGUUGUCGUCCCGACGCUGGUGCUAACCUUAGGACCAUAUCCACCUGCAUAUCCCUUGACGCAGAGGAUGACUUAAGAGCUACACCAUCCACCCGCUCUCUUGUGAGCGAUACAUUGUCUGGGCGUAGCGCGACAUCUUAUGAUGAUCGUUACCGCCAAUUGCUCGAGGACCUGGAUGUGUGUCUUCCCGCAGUGUACAACCGUUUUUGCGAACGAAUUGAUGAGCUGACAACGCAGCGUGAGCAGCUAGAAAAUGAGUGUGAGAUCAAGGAGAAGCAGCUGGAUGAUCUGCGCUCCGAAUUUGCUGCCUCCAACCUUGCACUAAAAUCAAGGUGUGAUCAGUUGCUUGAAAAUAACACAUUGUUACAUCGCAAAAUUGAGUCUCAGGAACUUGAAUUGGACAGUUGUCGAAUCCACAUGGAUAACAUGAAGCGCCGUUUAGACUCAUAUGACACGUCUCGACUCGAUGAUGAACUUCAGACGUUUAAGCUUCGCUGUGAGAGUCUGGAGCAAGUGAACGCAGAUUUACGCAAUUCUUUAAACAGGGCAGAGUCCAUUCAAACAUCUAUAUGCACAGACAAAUUUGAUCGCAUAGACGCGUGUGUCGGUGUGGAACUGGAAUACAGCGAGCGUAACUCUCCGUCCACCGCGCGUUGCGACGAAUGUUCUACUGCGGAAGACCGUACAGUUAUGUUACAAGAGCUUGAAGGUUUGCGUCAGGAAAACGUCGAGCUGUCAGAUAAAGUGUGUAAGAUGCGCUUCCAGUUGGAUUCACUCUCACGGGACCUCGAUGCCGCCUUGCGUGAGAACGCAGAAGUGGCAGAGAGGAUGAUGCGUUCAAUCUCUAGCGAACAACACAAGGCGGAACAACAGGGUUUGAAAGAUCAUAUCACAUCCCUUGAACUGGAAGUCGCGUCUUUACGUGAUCAGCUGGGGUCGAUGCGCAAAGACAGCGAAGACGCCGAAACCCAGUUCGUCACGCUACAGAACACCAAGUUGGACUUGGAACGCGAAUUGACGGGACUUAAGGCUGAAACAUUCACGUUGAAGAACGAAUUAGAUGUGUUACGGCAUAAGUGUACCCAGUUAGAGGCUGAAGGUGCUGCGGCGUCACACUUACAGCGCCAACUACAGGAGUAUCGAUUGUCCAAUUCUGAGCUACAGAGCAAGUUAGAUGCUCUCACGAAGGAGAACUACGGUCUAGUCGCACGCAUAGACGAACUCACAGCGCCUCCCACGGAUACCACGGGUGUGACCGGGAUUGAUGAUUAUCCGGAUAGCGGCUGUUCCGCAUUUUCACCGAAGAGUGACAUUACAGAUUUUGAUGGUUAUGAGGAAGUACAACGUGGUGUACCAAGUGGUAACAUGAUAAAGAUAAACCCUGCUUUGGCUGAAACCAGGCGGCUAAAUACUUUGAACGCAAUGAAGCAUGGACAACUGAAUUUAUCUGACGCCCACGUGUCUCUGUCUAGUUUCAAUAGCGGUGUCGGUGGUCCCUUGGUAUACAGACAAGUUUUUGGCUUUCAAAGAUCGAUGACGGUGUUGUCUGACGAGGGUGAUAUCGAUUUGCUGCACGACCCGCGGGAUCUGGGACUCGACAGCGAUACCGCUUCGUUGUUGGAGGAUGACCCAAAUGAUGUGCUACAAAGCGCGGCUUCUUACAUCUCAGAUACAUUCAACAUAGGCCUACGUGCUGGCGGAAAUGCCUAG